This is a messenger RNA of Papilio polytes (common Mormon), 3396 nucleotides long. Its product is annotated as NFX1-type zinc finger-containing protein 1-like. The record is from RefSeq and is a predicted model, not a curated record. Gene Ontology annotation, cellular component: nuclear RNA-directed RNA polymerase complex. Gene Ontology annotation, biological process: regulatory ncRNA-mediated heterochromatin formation. NCBI's taxonomy places the organism in Eukaryota, Metazoa, Arthropoda, Insecta, Lepidoptera, Papilionidae. Gene Ontology annotation, molecular function: helicase activity. The transcript is spliced from 11 exons. Bases 93 to 3146 code for a protein of 1017 amino acids.
UUUUUCGGAUUGUAAAAGUUGUAAUCGUGUGAUAUAUUUACAAAAGAUUGCAUAUAGGUGCUUUUUUAAAUUAAAUAUAAACAAUUUAAAUCAUGUCUGAUAGCAAGUCGUCCCUCAGGAUAGAUUGGUUUGAUGGCACACUCAUCGAAGAUGCGAGACAGGCAACAAGCUCGACACAGUUCGAUGACGAAGACAAACCUGAAACACAAACAAAACUAACACCAAAAGACGUGGAGAAGAAACCUAUUGGUUUUAAAAGAUUAAUGGAUUUAUCAUAUUUGAAACCUCCGAUACUUAGCCUGGAAAUAUCACAUAGACCGGGAUUCUGGCACCUCUUAGACAUCGACCUGAAAGGAGAUUUUAUAGUUUUAAUUAUUAAAACAUUAAGUAACAUAUAUGGUUCUUUAGAAAGUGAAGAUAAAUCAAAAAUAGUAUCAUUGUUAAGGACGAGAUUUUUGAAAUCAGUUUUUAUAAACAAUUUAAAAACAUAUUUAAAACAGUUGCCAAAUGUAAGAAUUGUUGAAAAGAAGAUGAAUAUGCAGUUAUGGGACGAUGUAGAGACAUUUUUUUUGAACAUUUUUAUGUUGUGUGAAGGAAUGUUCAAGUUUCAUAUCAAGGAAAAUGAGGUUUUGUUUGAAAUACUGGAGUUGUUAGAGAUAACGGAGACAAGUGCUGUAGGAGUGAGAGAGGAACAUACGGAGACAAUUAGGGAUAGCUUUUUCACAAAAAUCAAUCAACUGAAAAAUGACAUAACGAUGAAAAUUAGUCAGGAAACAAAUGACUGCCUUCCAACAUCAACACAAAUUGAUAAUGAUCCUACUAAUUUUAAGAAUUUGCAAAUAUUUCCCACAAAAGAUGAUCUUCUCGGAGAGAGUAAGGUUGUAAUAAAACCAAACAUAAUCAAGGGAGCAUACCCAUCAGUAGAACAUUACUUAGAUCUGCAGUUUAAGUUGUUGAGAGAGGAUUACUUUGCACCAUUACGAGAAGGAAUAUGCAAAUAUAUGGAAAAUCCAUCUAAACGGAGGCAUGAAAAUAUAAGGGUGUAUCCAAAAGUGCGUAUAGUUAGAACAUAUGUGAGUAACAACAAAGUAGGAUAUUUGGUGGACAUGUGUAGAGAGCGCUCGGACGGUGGCAGUACUGACAGGAAGCAAUACGCUCACAGCAAACAGUUGAUGUUUGGCUCUCUGUUGCUUUUUACGAGUGAUAACUUUGAAACUAUACUGUUUGCCUCCGUACUGGAUUCUAAUCAACAUUUAUUGGAACAAGGUUAUGUUGUAGUAUCAUUUGAAAAUCCAGUGUCAAAUAAAAUAUACGAAAAAGAAUAUUUGAUGGUGGAAAGUGAAGUUUAUUUUGAACCUUAUCACAAAGUGCUGAAGGUUCUACAAAACAUGAGAGCUGAAGAUUUACCGAUGAAGGAGUAUAUUGUAUAUGUUCAGGCAGAAUCAAAACCACCUCAAUAUUUAUCAAAUGAUACAAUUUACAGUAUAUCAGGUCCUAAUAAUGAGGAAAUAAGUUUCCCCGUACUUGAUACUAAAAAAUGGCCUUCAAAGGAAACUUUCUGUUUAGAUGAAUCACAAAUGAGUGCUUAUCAGUUUGCUUUGACACGACAAUUUGCUGUCAUACAAGGUCCACCGGGAACGGGGAAAACGUUCUUAGGAAUCAAAAUCGCAUCAACAUUACUAAAGAAUUUGUCUUUAGAAGGUACUCCGAUGCUAAUCAUUUGCUACACGAAUCACGCCCUCGAUCAAUUCCUUGAAGGAAUACUUGAUACAACUCAAAGUAUUAUUAGAUUUGGCAAUCAGAGUAAAAGUGAAAAAUUACAGAAUUACACUUUACAUAGUAUGAGAGGGAGAAUCAAAUCUAAAUACUCAUAUCUCUAUGGAAGUAAAAAAGCAGAGUUAGAGAGAGUUUACAAAGAAAUGAUGGAAUUACAAACGGAGAUAGAGAAGUGUGAGAAAGAGAUAGUAUCAUAUAAGACUCUUAAACCUUAUUUAAAAAUUAAAAAUAAGAAUUACGAAUUAAAAACCACUAACGAAGAUUCGAUAAUAUCUUGGUUAUUUAAUCAUUUGGAAGAAAACAAUAUACAUCUAAAUAAUGAAGAUGAUUGGGAGAAACAAUACGAGGAAUUAGUUUGUGAUAAUGUAGAAACAUGUUUCUCCGAAGAAUGGGCUCUUAAAGAAAUAGAAUCGAUGAAUAAAAGCAUAAAAUACGUAAAAGAUUUAACAGACGAUGUAAUACAAACUAAAGAAAUGAUUGACAAAUUUGAAAAACAAAUAACUAAACUGACAAACAGAUUGGAAUAUUUUAAGCAAAGUAUGUCGUGUUUUAAAAAUGUCGGAGUAACAAAGGAUAUUUCUGAGGUAGAAGAUCUGUACCAGCUGUCUCCAGAUCAAAGAUGGACAGUUUAUUUGACAGCGGUGGCCGCUUUAAAAGACACAUUAAUGACUAAAAUGAAUGAUUUAUUGGAGAACCACGCGAGGUGCAGUGCGGAGUGCGAGGAGGUGAAGAGGCUGGUGGAGGCGGAGGCGUGCGGCGCGGCGCGCGUGCUGGCGCUCACCACGGCCGCCGCCGCCGCGCGCCGCGCGCUGCUGCAGCGCCUGCGCUGCCACAUCGUGCUGGUGGAGGAGGCGGCGGAGGUGCUGGAGACGCACAUCGUGGCCGCGCUCACUCGCCACUGCCAACAUCUCAUACUUAUUGGUAGCUUCAUUUUUUAUAUUUUAUCUACCGCCGCGCAUUAUAGACUAGCGAAAUACUACAACUUAGAGGUUUCCUUGUUCGAACGUAUGGUACGUAACUGCCAGCACGCGCGCGUCCUGCGCACGCAGCGCCGCGCGCGCGCACAUGUCGCGCAGCUGCUGGUGCCCGCUGUGUACCACACGCUGCACACACACCCCUCCGUCUACAAUUACCCUGACGUUAGAGGGAUGAAGGAUGACCUCUACUUCUACACCCAUAAUGUGUAUGAAGAUUCAGAGGGUGUAGAAGACAGUUGCAGCUACAGCAACAGUUACGAGGCGCUGUGGUGUGUGUCUCUGGCGAAUUACCUGAGGAAAGUGGGCUACUCCGCUGAUGACAUCACCGUGCUCACCAUGUACUCCGCGCAGGCCACACUUAUACGACAGGUGGGGUUAUUGUUUAUUCUCUAAAAUACUUAUUAUUCGAAAUAUUUUAUUUUUUACUAGCUGUUGCGAAUUUGUGCGUGAAGUUACAUAAUAUAGCUUAUGCUACUCAGUGAUAACAUAGCUUUAGAAAUCGGACCAGUAGUAUUUGAGUUAUUUCAAAAAUACUUAUCUUAAAAAUCCGAAUCUUUCCGCUUUUUAAUAUAUAGCUGUUGCUCGUGACUUUGACCACGUGAAAUUUAAAAAUAAAGACUAUAUUACUCGGCAUAACGUAGCU